This is a messenger RNA of Candoia aspera, 4709 nucleotides long. It is a transcript of the gene QRICH2, whose product is annotated as glutamine rich 2. Lineage: Eukaryota; Metazoa; Chordata; Lepidosauria; Squamata; Candoiidae. The transcript is spliced from 26 exons. The coding region runs from base 1 to 4632 and encodes 1543 amino acids. The record is from RefSeq and is a predicted model, not a curated record.
AUGUCUGUCAAAGUGACAUUGUAUGAACUGGUGGAUCUCUCCAUAGGGACUCCGGAGAUUGGCAUCAUCAAUUUCAAUGCCCUCCAUGCUCUCCUCCACGCUAUCAUCAGUUACCUCAACAUUCAAGAUAUCAAAGCGGACGUGAAGGCGGACAGAGGUCCUCCAACCAAGCCAGAAUUGCUUUCUGCUGCAGUUGAGGAAGGACCCAGUGAUUUACUGGGUCAAGAGGCAUUCCUAAAACAGAAGGAGGACAUUUUGGGAGCAGAACCAGAUGCUCAGCUUGCUGACUUGGAAAAGAAACUAAAGCUGAUGGAGACCAAUCUCCAUGGCAUGAAAGGUCAGAUUAAAGGUAUGGGAGGCCAGGUCCAGGGAGUAUUAGAUCAUGUCAAAGGAGUAGAAGAUCAAGUCCAUGGAGUGCAAAAUCAAAUUCAGGGAAUACAAGAUGAAGUCCAUGGAGUGCAAGAUCAAGCUCAGGGAGUGCAGGAUAAAGUGAAAGGAAUGGGGAAACAGCUCAAAGGGUUUGAAAAGCACAUUGCUGGACUAGAGAGGCUUCCUUCGGGGACUGAAUUGAUAGAGAAGACCAAAAGUGGAUCCGGCACAGCUGUAUCUGACAUGUGGCAAAUGAUGCAGAUGCAGAAAAAGAUUGAAGCCAAUGACAAUGGAAUCAACCAGGCCAUGUCCCUCUUACAAGAUUUAGUGGAUGAGACGAGCAACAUGAAAUCAGCCACAAGCAACCUGGAGGAUGAAGUACAAAGAGUCAAGGAACACUUAGCUUUGCUAGAUCCCCAUGGGUUUGAUGAUCGUUUAAAGACUUGCUUGAGUGAUCAGACCAGUUUGGAUCAUGAACUGAAAGACUUAGAGAGGAGGUUAAACCAAUUCCCAUCCCCAGAAGAAAUGAACAACAUGGUACGAUGGGAAGUUCUUGAAGAUGUCCUUGUGAAGGGCAAGAGCCCAUCUCCUGAGACAAGUCCAGUCCGACACUCUCCAACUGGUUCAACCUCACCAGAAAGCAGAACCCCAGGAUCUCCAAGAGCUCAGCCUGGUGCUGCUACUCAGAAAACAGAAGGAGCCCAGGGCCCACCAACUGGAUUACCAGGGGCACAGGCAGGAGCACCAGGGGCUCCAAGUGGAGCAGCUACCCCUGGAGCACAGCCAGGGGCCCAACCUGGAGCAUCUGGAGCCCAGCCUGGGGCUCCUGGGGCUCAGCCUGGUGCUCCUGGGGCCCAGGCCCCCUAUCCUGGAGCACCUGGGGCUCAAGAUCCAUAUACUGGGGUUCCAGGGGCCCAACCUGGUGCUCCUGGAGCCCAACCUGGUGCUCCUGGGACCCAGCCUGGUGCUCCUGGAGCCCAGCCUGGAGCUCAUGUGGGUCAGCCUGGGGUUCCUGGGGCCCAAGCGCCCUAUCCUGGAGCACCUGGGGCCUAUCCUGGGGUACCUGGGGCCCAAGCCCCCUAUCCUGGGGUACCUGGGGCCCAACCUGGGGCUCCUGGACCCCAAGCCCCCUAUCCUGGGGCGCCUGGGGCCUAUCCUGGGGCUCCUGGACCCCAAGCCCCCUAUCCUGGGGCGCCUGGGGCCUAUCCUGGGGCUCCUGGGGCCCAAGCCCCCUAUCCUGGGGCACCUGGGGCCUAUCCUGGGGCUCCUGGGACCCAAGCCCCCUAUCCUGGGGCACCUGGGGCCUAUCCUGGGGCUCCUGGGGCCCAAGCCCCCUAUCCUGGGGCACCUGGAGCCUAUCCUGGGGCUCCUGGGGCCCAAGCCCCCUAUCCUGGGGUACCUGGGGCCCAACCUGGGGCUCCUGGGGCUCAGCCUGGGGUACCUGGGGCCCAAGCUCCAUAUCCUGGGGUUCCAGGGGCCCAACCUGGGGCUCCUGGAGCCCAACCUGGGGCUCCUGGGGCCCAGCCUUGGGAUCCUGGUGCCCAAGCUCCCUAUCCUGGAGCACCUGGGGCCUAUCCUGGGGCACCUGGGGCCCAAGCCCCCUAUCCUGGGGUACCUGGGGCCUAUCCUGGAGCACCUGGGGCCCAAGCCCCCUAUCCUGCAGCACCUGGGUCUCAAGCUCCAUAUCCUGGGGUUCCUGGGGCCCAACCUGGGGCAUCAGGGACCCAGCCUGGAGCUCCUGGGGCUCAGCCUGGGGCUCCUGGGGCUCAGCCUGGGGGUACUGGGGCCCAAACCCCCUAUCCUGGGGAACCCUGGGCUCAAGCUCCAUAUCCUGGGGUUCCAGGGGCCCAACCUCAGGCUCCUGGGGCCCAGCCUGGUGCUCCUGGAGCCCUACCUGGUGCUCCUGGGACCCAGCCCGGUGCUCCUGGGGCUGGACCUGGAGUAUCUGGGGCCCAAGCUCCCUAUCCUGGGGCACCUGGGACUCAAGCUCCAUAUCCUGGGGUUCCAGGGGCUCAACCUGUGCCCUCGCCCAUUCUACCAGGAUAUCAACCUCUUGCCUUACCUGCUGCUCCAGCAGGCCAGUUGACUGUGGCACCUGGGCUAGUUCUUGGAGCUACAUCUGCACCAUCUCCCCUCUUCCCCACCACCACUCCUAUGGGGUAUUCGGAGUCUUCCUCCUCUGCGACCACUUUGGCUCCGAGUCGCUAUGCAGAGACGGUGGAUGCCCUGCGCUCACUUUCCCAGCUGAAUGAGCUCUACCAAACUCUCAGAGACCAGAUCGCCAUGCUGGACUACUACAAGUGUGGCCAUUCUGAUCUCCGCAGGCUGCAGGACUUCCUCACUGAUGCACUUUAUAGGACCAUUGCUGCCAUCCCACCUGAUCUGUCAGAAAAACUUGCCGCCAUGCAUUCCUUGGAAGAAGAUCUCAAAACUGAGAAAGAGGUGUUAAGGAGGAUUCAGAAUGUAAUUGAAGGAGAAUUGCCGGAAACAGAGACAGAGAAAAUUGAGGGAGCUAAUCAGAUCAACAUGCAAAUAGGUUAUCUCAGAGCAACAGUGCAGGAUAUAGAGAAUGAACUAAGGGAGCUGAGAAACAAACAGGAUACAGGAAAAGCCAAAUUGGAGCAGUCGGUGACGGACAAUGCCUAUUACCUCCAGGAGCAGUUAGACAAGCUUAGAUCUGUUAUAGAGAACAUGAUGUCCUCCUCAUCUACCUUGCUGUCCAUGAGCAUGCCACCCAUUCCAGAGCCUGGUCUAGCUCAAGUCCAAGGCACAUGUGCUGCCUGCAGCUUAGAUGUCAGUGAGAAGGUUAGCCAGUUGUUCAAGCGCUACGAGCAGCUGCAGGACUCAGUCAACAACUUCACGUUGAGGCAGGUAGAAGGCAAAACGAAGAAACUCAAGCAACGCCAGGAUGAAGAGGUACUCAGCCAAAUACAGAAUACUAUCCUGCAAGUCCAGGAAGAUUGUGAGAAGCUGAAUGCCACUACUGGUACUCUUGUUGAAGAUCAUCACCAGAAACAGAAAGAGAUCAGUGCAUUGUACAAAUCACUGGAGAAACUGGAAAAUGAAAAAGCUGACAAAAAUAGCCUACAGAUGGAAAUCCAUGUGAAAGCAGAUAAGACUGCCCUUGCGGCAAAGGUCAGUCGCAGCCAAUUUGAUGCCACCACAGAACAGCUCCAUAAGAUGAUGCAGGAACUGCUAAAUAAGAUGGCUGGGCAAGAGCAAGACUGGCAGAGAAUGCUUGACAAACUCUUGAUUGAAAUGGACUCCAAGCUGGACCGCUUGGAACUGGAUCCAUUCCGGCAGCAGCUGGAGGAACGUUGGAAGGAUAUUCGGAAACAGUUGAAGGAAAGGGUUCCACAAGAUGAAGGGGAUGAUGCUGCGGGGAUCAGAAGGAGACUACUGGCUCACUUCCACUGCAUUUCUUGUGACCGACCCUUAGAGAUGGUGGUGCCUGGACCGCGAAUCACAACACUCCCAGCUGUUCCAGGCUUACCUGCUCACCAAUCCCUCCGGCCAUAUACGGUUUACGAAAUGGAACAAAUCAGGCAGCUGAACCGCAGCAAUUUGAAGUUAGGACCGGGUGUUCGUUUUGAUGCCCUGGAGAAGAGUGCUAGUCUGAACAAGCUACGGCGCAUCCAUUCCAAGAUGCUCAUGGACAUACAGAAGGUGCAGAGUCAUUAUGGCGGACCUGCCAGGGUCAGCACUCAGAUGAUCAGGGAAGUCCUGCAGCUUGGCUCAAGCCCAUUUGGCAAACGACUACCAGAAGUGGAUGACUUUAGCUACGUAAGUGUACCUCGGCAUUGUGGAGGCAGCCAUACCCUCACCUAUCCGUACAGGCGCUAUACGAGACUGCAACAGGUCAGCCAGUGUAUGCCCCCUCUCCAGACAGAGGAAAACACCAUGCUGGCAAUGAUGAAGCAUGAAGAGGUAGAUAUACUGGGUCUUGAUGGUCAUAUCUACAAAGGACGGAUGGACACACAUCUCCCAUCAAUAACUGGAAAGGACUCUGUCCCAAGAACAAGAAGCAAGCUCAUUCGGUCUUCCUCACAAAGGCAUCACCCCAUGCUCAGUGACAUUGCCAGCCUCCCAGCUCGCCCCCACACUGCAAAAGUGUCCUUGCGCAGCUUGUCAGCUAAAUCAGUAGGAGACAAGCCUGUCGUUCAGUUAAGGAGUGCUGAAGAGCCUGGAACGCAGGACAGAGAAACUCUUGACUUACGCAUGGCGAUUCCAUCAAGACAACAGUCUGACGAGCAGUCUGCCUAAACCAAGGGCACCCAGCUUUAGUCUCGCUUAGCGCAUGGUUCUCACUGAUGAAGCCAGACAAUAAAGAGUGAGCUAAA